Molecule: messenger RNA, 5527 nt
Organism: Falco peregrinus (peregrine falcon)
Lineage: Eukaryota; Metazoa; Chordata; Aves; Falconiformes; Falconidae
Gene: TMEM74
Product: transmembrane protein 74
Exons: 2
Coding region: 386-1327 (313 amino acids)
Source: RefSeq, a predicted model, not a curated record
GCGGGCGGGCCAGCCGCCCCGCCGGGCAGGUGGGAGCCCCGCGGGCGGGAGGCGGCGGCGGAGGCGUGCUCCUGCCUGCCGGGGCGUGCGUGUGUCUGUGCGUGUCUGCGCGCCUGUAACCUCUGUACCACUCGGGUCACACAGCUGCGUGUGGAUCCAGCUACUCCCGCGCCGGCAGGAUCGCAUUUCCUAGCGUGGCCGGUUCCCGCUGAAGUCCCGGGAAGACCCUGACACAAGCCAUGUCCCUAACAAAACGUUGGUGAAAGAGUAGAAGAUUUCUGGGAUAUAGCAGCUCCGGCACCGCGAAGCCGCUUCGGCAGGUCAGGGACAGCGUUUGCUGAAGGAUGCGGUAGCCCAGGAGUCGGGGCUCGCCGGGACGAGGUCGAUGGCUUGCAUGGAGCUUCUCUACCUGGCCGAGGAGAGCAGGCAGGCACCCCUGGGCGCUGCUGUUGGCUGGAGCCUGCCCUCCCCGCCCUGUGAGCAGCAGCAGUGUGAGGGGGGUGAGAUGGACCCUAGAGCAGCCGCUGCCGUGGCAGCCCUGCACUGCAAAAGGCAUUGCAAGCCCUUGCAGAGGGGGCCUGUGGCUGAGCCCCCCCUGGCACCCCAGCCUUUCCCCCAGGAGGACCCUGCACCCCCCAGCACCUGCCAGCCCUGCCAGCCGCCCGAGCGCUUGCCCGGGGAAGAUGAUAGAGGGAAGAAGAAAGCCUGCUGCUGUGCCCAGGAACUUGAGACAUCAUUCACCUAUGUGGAUGAAAAUGUAAACCUGGAGCAUGCAAGAAAUCCCCCCAGUCCUACAAGCAGCCACUGCCAGGAUGCCCAUCUGCAGCAGCAUUCCUUCAGGGAGCUGGCACCUGGGUGGGUGCACGAUUCUCCUUCGCUGGUCUCUGAGGAGGACGACACAGCCUCGGAGGCGGUGGCAGGGAAAUCCGUGGACUAUGGGUUCAUUAGCGCUAUUUUGUUCUUGGUUAGUGGCAUUUUGCUGGUGAUCAUUUCCUAUGUGGUACCCAGAGACGUGACUGUGGAUCCCAACACUGUGGCUGCCCGGGAGAUGGAGAGGCUGGAGAACGAGAGCGCUAGGAUCGGUGCUCACUUGGACCGCUGUGUUAUUGCCGGGCUGUGUCUCUUAACCCUGGGGGGCGUGGUGCUCUCCAGCCUGCUGAUGAUGUCCAUGUGGAAAGGGGAGCUGUACCGGAGGAGCAGGUUUGCGUCCUCCAAGGAGUCUGCAAAGCUGUAUGGGUCUUUCAAUUUCAGAAUGAAGUCUGGUGCAAAUGAUAAUAUGCUCGAGCUAUCAUUAGUUGAGGAAGAUGUGCUUGCCAUAGAUAAUUAGUGUUGUCAUGAUUUUUAAGGCAGCAUUUCCACAGGAAAAUAUGUUUCAUUAAAGAAAACAGAUGCAGCUAAAGAUAGCUGGUGAUGCAGUUUAUUUGUCUGACAAGAAUGUUUUUUUUCUUAAGCUUUAUAAUCGAAUGUUUGCAGUAUAUGAGCACUUGUUGUAAAGGGAAAAUGUGCCAGAGAAAAUGCAACUGAUACAAAAUAAUGAAAACUACUGAAUAAAAAGAGAUUUGUGAUAAGUAGGUUCCUCAGAUACUCAUUUAUCCUAAUAUAAUACAUUCCAGUUGUCUUCUUGCCUAUAUAAUUUUCUUAUUACUCCCAUAUAGAACAGGAGCGACCUUGACACUUCGGAAGCUGUUAAUUAUUGCAGCCUGCAGGAUUAUUAACAGUCUGCUUGGUAGACUGUUAAGAAGCAGGACCAAUAAUCAAAUAGUAGUGUUAAUAUUUAAUUGAGAUGCUUUUUUAUCCUUUAAUUUUAAGCUGAUUUUUCCUCUGCUAUCGAGUGAGACCUAAGGGAAAAAAGAACAGCACUUGGUUGUGACUUGCCACAAACCUACCAUAUUUUCAAACAAUUGUACAAUUAGUGAUGAUUAUUUAAAAUAUAAAAUAAGAGGCAAAGGGCAGGGAACCAUAUGGCUUAUGGUAUUGGUAGAAGACAAAAGGCUCUUUCAGCUUGAGGUCAGUGGCUCCAUUUCAGUUCAGAUUAGCAAUGAUUGAUAGUCAUUAACUUCUGAUAGCUAUAGUGACCCAUAUAAAAGAAGUUUAGUUCCUGGGGGACAGAUGUCUUUGUAUGAAAACCGCCAUAACUUGAAUUAACUGACCUCUUGUUUGGAGUGUCAAAAGACCCAAAGAGUGAAAAAGCAUGGGGAUGCUGAGCCUGAAUACUUUUCCUUCAGUACGGAUGCCAGAAGAAAUUCAAGCUGAGCUGCAGGACUGUGCUUAUACAGGGGCUGUCUGCAUCUUACUAGUCCUUUUGAAACUUCAGUUUUAUGUCACUAGGCUGUCAGCCUUCUCAUAACCAGCAAGGAAAGGUCAGGAAGGAGCUUUCUGGGGCUCGUUCAAUAGAAACCAAUUUAUCUGAAAAAAAUAAAUUGACAGGAAAUGCAAAGGUUAAAUAUCAGGCAGUUUACUGGCUGACAUGAGACUCACUGAACAUAGGGAAUGAUCAAGGAUACAUGCUAUUACUCACAGUUCUGUGGCACAGUAGCCAAAAACCUGUACCACUAAUGCUAUUUAUUAUCAGCCAUUUUCUAUGGAACAUUAAAGUUGUGUUCUGGCAGUGCUGAGAAAACCAAUAAAGACUGUUGUAUGCACCACUGUCAGUGCUUACUGAACAGUGGUUAAUAUAUAUAUAUAUAUUUAUAUAUGUGUCCUGUUAACAUAUAUAUGUAUGUUAAUACAUACACACACACACACACACACACGCAUGUCCCUGCCAAAGCUAAAUGUGAGUGAAAGAGCUCUGUCUGUGCAGUCCCUGACUUCUGAGUCUUAGUAGAAACAUGUGACGCUAUCACAGCCUUGUCAGUUGCAAGUUAAAUCUCAAUCAGGAAUAUAAAAUAUUUUUUAAAUGAUACUUUUUUUUCCACUGUGACAUAUCUGAGAAGAGUUCACUUGGGGAAGGUAGAGGACAUCUCCUUUGUAUGUCCCCUUUACCCAGGAAUAUGUGGCAGCAGAAGGUUCAGAAUAACAAAUGGCAGGUGGAAACAUAGGGUCCUCACAUGGAGAGACUGAACACUAUUUUGCAAUCUGGUUCCUCAUUCCCUCUUCUCUGACUGUUCAUGUCAGGAGACUAAUGCAGCACCUCAGUCUAGCGCUCGCCUAGUUCAGUCCCUCCUGCUCGCCAGCCAUGGGUGCUGGUACAGAUGCCUUCGACCGAGGGCCCGAGAAGCUGCACUGCUCCAGGUUCAUGCCUUUGGUCACUAUAAAUAGCAUAGCGUGGUAGCCAGGCUUUAACAUUGGCCCUGCAAAAGAGAUGCUGCUUCAGAUGUUGUCUGCUCUAACCGCCAGUUUAGUUCCGUGUUAUUUGGUAAUUAGCCUUAUUAGGUGGUGCUGCUGCCUAGUAGCUGAUUUUGCCAGCUUAUGUCAUGAUGCUGAGAGUGUUUGCAGGCAGGAACUCAACAGCAGCCAGCAUCUCCACAGUGAUCUUCGGAGAGCUUACAUCCCUCUGGGUGUGUCAUCAGGGAUUCAGGAUUGAAUUUCUAGGGUAAAUAAAUGGAAAAGCUUCCAGAUGUAAGGAGAAGACUUCAGCCUAUUGUGAUCGGUGAGAGUGAGGAAGGAAAUAGCCUGAGAAGCAGGACACAGAGGAAGAAGACCCCUUCUUAGCUGGCCUUUGCCUGCUAGUGGGUACGUGGGCACUGCCUGUAGGACCUGACACAUGGCUUGAGGUGGGGCAGUGGGGACAGUGCUGCCUCCCAUCCUACCCCAAGGAUGAGGGGUCCAGGGAAAGCCAUGCCAGGUGAGAGGGCAAACGCUGCUGAGCUGAGUACAGCAUGACUGUGUGGGACAGGGAGCAGAUGUUGCAGGGGAUAAAAGCCCUUUCACCAGCCUGGCCCCUGAUGGGAGUCGCUAUACUCACCUAUGCGGUAGAAGCUCUAAUACUGAGUCUGGUGGUUUUGAGAGCUAUUAUUUUUAUUUUUUAAUGAUACAUAUGCAUAAAAUCAAAGUACAUUCCAUUAUUGCAGAAAGAUGACAGCUAAAGCUGUAAGGAUCACAGAUUCCUUGUAGGAACCAUGGCAUGCCUUAAUGCUGAUUAUUAGCACUAGAAAAGGGAACGCUCCCCUGACUGUCAGUAUGUUAUUAUCAACUGAGAAGUUUUCUGACACUUUGUAAAAUGCCUGUCACAGAUCAUGAGCCUGCAAUACUUAAAUGAACCUCAAAUUUUCCUUUUCCAAAAAAAGGAAACAUAAGUCAACCUAAUAACCUAAGUGUGCACUGCAGAAGUGCGAGGAGUAAGAAAAUUUAAGUAAUAGGACUAACACGGUUUCUUUAUUUUGGUGUUAGUGUGCACUAUGAAAGAGGCGAAGGCAGGCAUUUGGAGUGCAGGAGUUUAGCAGGUAAAAACUCUCAGGAUGUUUCUCUGAUCACCCAACAAGAUACCUUUACACAUUACAGGACUGGGCGGGUUGGUGGUGCGAUAUAAAACCUCUGGACUCUCAGGUUCUCGUGCUGUGUGGUGCAACAGAGACCAAAACACUCACUUUCCGGUGGCCAGUGGUGGAAAAUGAAUGUAUUAGCUCACUGUCUGGUGAAUGAGCCUUCGCAUCGUUCACCUCGCACAAGGUGGUACCAAAGGCUGAGGCCAAGGGAAAUUAAUUGCUCUGUCGUGCACCCUCGCAAUUUGAUUUCCCCUGCUCAAAAUUUAAAUGCUUUAAGGGUACAAAUGUAAGAAAAAUUGUUGGUUCUUUUUGUUUGUUCGUUACGCCUGGGCUAAGGUUGUUGUGUGGAUCACUGGAGAGCUUUCUUCUUUGGGGAUCUAAAUUUAGAGGUGUCCCAGUGUUUUAGGUGCUCCCUGAAGUACCCCAGAAAUGUAUCAGGAUUUGUGCCGUUAGUCAGUUUAUAUCUGACCCACCCUGAACAGCAAAACCGGACAUUUUUCCAUUUUCUACCUCAUGACACGCCUGCGGGCCGAGCCCUGGCCUGGCCUCAGCCUCCCCGCUGGGGGAGCACGGGAGGCCUGCAGCUGGGCCCGGUGCCGGCGGCCUGCGGCUGGCUCCCCGCUGUUCACACAGCUCUCUGGUGGCCCCUUCGCCCAGUUCCUUUUCCUCGAUCAGAUGCUUGUGGCCGAGGCUGGCCGGUUGGGAUGUACCUGGCACCUGCUGGGAACUCUCACCACACAGGAGGCCCGGCGCCCAGCGUGGCUGCCAGGCCUCGCGUUCUCACUGCCAGCCUGAAGCCAGCCCCACAGCAGAACUGUCUGAGACUCUUAGGAGGCUACGCUGGGUUGUUGCUGUUUCUUUAUAUGUUUACAGGUUUUUAAUCUUUGUAAUUCUUUUACAAAUCUGUCUGUGAUGAAUAUAAAGUUUACCAACUGGGAAAGCAAUGGGUUUAAUCUUGUAAAACUCCCUUUUUGACCCGCAACAGGGUGAAACGUCACAGUCCCUCAUGAGCUUUUCAAUAGUGCAUUUGAUGCCUUAUUAUAAUAGCAGCAGCAUUCUGUACAGACUGAAAAAUAAAAAAUAAAACCCUAUAAAGCUGA